AGGGGGGAAAACUUGAAGAAGCAUCUCAAAUCUAGAAGGACAAAGGAAAUUCAUCCGUCCCCAUUGAUCGGCUCACAAUGAAGCCGGUGUUUGUCCUCUUUGUUACCACUGCCUGGACUUUAACUGGAGCCCAGUACUACUACCAGGGGCUGAUGGAUUAUCUGGAUAACAGGUUAUUGGCUAUUGAGGAUCGUAUGCAGUUAUGGCACGACCAAUCCCGCCGUUACCACACAGAGUUGCUUAAUUUAAAAAAGCUAACCGCGGAAGCCAUGGAUGGGCUGAGGAACGAUCACGGCGCCAUUUUCGAGGAUCUGAAAGGAGCUGGAGUUCGAGUAGACCGGGUGGAACGAGAGAUGGACUACGUAGAAACCCAGACUUCCCCUCGGGCCUGUGCGAAUAGGGCAGACAAGGUGGUGGAGCAGGAAGCCUGGGGGCUGCAUGAGAGCAGAGGGGAGGAAGACUGGGAGGAGCUGCAGUCUAUGGUCUCUGACUGUGUGGAGAUCAUCUCUGGGAUCAGAUCAGUGAAGAUCCUAAAGAGAGUGGGCAGUCCCAAGGGCAUGUGGACCAGAGACCAAAGGUCGUCCAAAGUCUACGUCUUCAACGGGACGUCGGGAGACACCGUCCACCAGUUCGACUCUGUACGAGACUUUUCCCGCUCCCCGGACGACACCGGCAGCCGAGUGAUACGACUUCCCUCUGAUUGGACCAGUCCUGGCAGCGCUGUGUAUGACGGAUAUCUGUACUACAUUCAGCAGGAGGAGGAUAUGGACGUUCAGGUGGUCAAAUAUGACCUGAUGAGUCGCUCGUUGACGGAUAUCGCCAUAUUCCCCGUCGAGAGCCAAGCAAGUGUCUACAGCCUCAACCCAGAAGUCGUAGCGGACCUCGCAGCCGACGACGAAGGCCUCUGGCUUUUGUACGCCAUGAGUGACAGUGAACCUAACAUCAACCUCGCAAAGAUGGACCCCGCCACGCUCGAUAUAGAACAAAUCUGGGACACCCGGUGCCCACGGGAGAAUGCGGAGGCGGCUUUCGUCAUCUGUGGCACCGUCUAUGUCGUUUACAACACCCGUCUGGCCAGCCGGUCAAGAAUCCAGUGCCUGUUUGACGUCAACGAGAUGGUGAUCAGCGAGGAGGCACCCCUCAUAUACUUCCCCAGGAGGUACGGAGCCCACGCCAGUCUGAAAUACAACCCCGAGGAGAAGCAGCUCUACGGCUGGGACGACGGCUACCAAAUCAUUUACAGACUGACCAUGAAGAGGAAGCUCCUGGUGUGACAGUGGGGGGGAGGGGUGUCAUGUUUUCAAAGGAUAAAUUGAAACACGCUAUGCAAGAAGUCUUUCCGUAGCCUGCAGACUCUUCAUUCACGGUGGAUUUAUAACAACCAUAACAUCACACGUUUUCCAGCUAACCUUUGAACUAUUAUUUAUUCAUUUGAGUCUUUCUUCUCCCCUCAAGCAAACAUGGAAAUGCCAUUCAGUUUAUUAGAGGCUGGCAAGUCUUCCUGCUGUGUGAUGUUUUGUGUCAUCCCCUACAAUUAAUUUGACCAAAUCUCAUUCAUUUCCAUUCCUGCUUGUUAAGCCUCUGGCUGUGUUGUCGAUUUAUGCCGUGUCUUAUUUCCACAAAAUUCACAGCACGCAGCCCGUUUUUUUUGCAUAAGUAUUUUAAUCAAAGAAAAGAAAAUAAUAUCACAGAACUGAUAACACAUCACACCCCAUGGAAGAAAAAUAACAAAACACUCUGUUGAUUUUCAGACUUAUUGAAACAAAAAUAAUGACUGUGGCUGAAAGACUGUCUGCUAUUCCAUCGUUACUUUAUUACACCCUCAUAUUAAGAGUCUCGAUUGUAAUCAAGAAGCUCGUUUUAAACAUUCGUCUCGACUCACAACUCUCCGAAGAACAUUUUCUCAAACAUUUCUAUUAUUACAAAUACAAAAUGUUCAAUAAAAAAUUGGAAAUUCAGUUCUAUCAUAACAGUUGGAAGGGAUACAAGAUCAUAUCAAGAAACAUUACAAUGUGAGGCAAAGGUCGAGGGUCUUGGCAAUUGAUUUAACAGGUUUCUACUAUGAAAAACACACCACAUUUUCAGAGAAAUAUAUGACCAUCGUAAAGUUCUUUAACGGAAAGAAAGAGGAUUAUUCAACCACUUGUUUCAACACUCAAAUAAGAUAUUAGAAAUCUAUGAAUAAUGCCAUUAGAGGAGGAUUUUUUCACCUUUGAAACAACUGAGAGCAAACUGUCACAUUAGUGGAGGGGUGUCGAUGCUAUGAUGGAUCACGUCAAGCACGGACAAUAAUGAACCGACUCAUUCUCGCCGUAACAAGUGCCAAUUACAGAAAUGCCACUGCCCUGUAGACGCUGACCUGUCCGCCCAUCGGCUGCCCCCGCGUCGUCUCAGUCUCACAAACACACACACACACACACACACACACACUGAGCUCUCUCCGGGUACCCAUAAAGGAAAUGGCUAAACCAGAUCUGUCUGCUGAAUGCAUCUGCUCAUGUCGGGAUGUCUGCCCCCCCCCCCCCUUCCCCCACUCGACUUUUGCAAACUCUGUGAUAUAUAGCGUGUUCAUUGUACAGGAGUUUGAGCAAUAGUCUCACUCGUCGUCUGUUUGCUAAACGAGACACCAGGCCGGUCGGAGCCACAGCCAGGAACCCUGUUACGUUUCAGAUUUAAGGCCCUGUCUGCUGCUUAUGAGAUAAUAUGGAUGCUAUUCAGUAUAUAGUCGCCAUAUCAGAAAGACAUCAUCUGUACAAAAUGUAAUCUGUGAAUGCUUCCUGGCAGCUAUCGCACCGACUCCGUAGCUUAACCUUUCUCAGCCUGAUUGUACUGAUGCUAUCUGUGCUUACCAUGAACAGCAAUACAGAACAAGUACUAGGAGUUAAACUGAAGGACUGAAAUGAACCCAAAUAUUGUGUUAUAUUCCCAUUUCAAGGGUAUGAAUCUAUCCAUGAUGUUAUAUUUUGAAUUAAAACCAAUGGAUAUAUUUCAGUAACAACACAUUCAUCCAGGUUUUAAUGAAGUAAACUUUAAUCUGACUAAAACUACAGUUAAUGUAAAGUACGGUGGCUCACAAGGGCGAACAUGUUGCAAUGGUCCAAA
This is a messenger RNA of Eleginops maclovinus (Patagonian blennie), 3102 nucleotides long. It is a transcript of the gene olfml3a, whose product is annotated as olfactomedin-like 3a. Bases 78 to 1274 code for a protein of 398 amino acids. The transcript is spliced from 3 exons. The record is from RefSeq and is a predicted model, not a curated record. Gene Ontology annotation, biological process: signal transduction. NCBI's taxonomy places the organism in Eukaryota, Metazoa, Chordata, Actinopteri, Perciformes, Eleginopidae.